Messenger RNA from Gongylonema pulchrum, 279 nucleotides. Lineage: Eukaryota; Metazoa; Nematoda; Chromadorea; Rhabditida; Gongylonematidae. The record is from the annotation of a GenBank genome assembly.
AUGCUAGCAUUACGAGAGCAUUCCGGUGCUGAUCCAACCGAGGGGCGUCCCACGGUAAUUGGCUCUACGAUCGUAAUAUUCAUGUUGUAUGAUGCAGAUGAGGACGAGGAACGAUUCGAAGUGAAGGAAAAUGAUUAUGACGAUUCAGAAGGUAAUGACAGUGAUGAAAAAAGAAUGGAGGUGGAUCCGCCUGUAGACGUAAAAAGCACCGUGCAGCGGGUCGUCAGCGAGGAAUGGAGUGAUGUUGAAUGUACAGCCCCUAAGAAGAAACGCUCAUGA